AUGAGAGAUAAGGUGAUACUCAAAUUUGGAAGUUCCUCUAAUGUUCAAAAUAUCAUUGCCAGGAGCUGCUCUGGAGAUAAGGUCCAGUUAUCUACUAUCUACAGUGAUCUUAUUAAUCAGAAUGCACAGGUAACUUGGUCUAAAACAAUUUGGGACGAUUGGUCAUUCCCUAAGCAUUCUCUCAUCACUUGGCUUGCUACUCAUUCUAGACUGUUAACAAGAGAUAGAUUAUGUCACAUGAAUAUCCUUGACAUGAAUCAUCAGCAAAAUGCUUGUGUUCUCUGUACAUUUCAGCAACAGGAAACCUGUAAGCAUCUAUUUUUUGAAUGUGCAUUCUCAGCUGAUCUCUGGAACAGAGUUAUGGAGUGGAUGAACUUCAAAUGGAAAUCUUGCAAUUGGGAUAGGAUUAUUGAAUGGUAUAGUACAAGAUUGAAGGGAAAGGGUUUUAUGAAAAGAAUUAAAAGGGUGGCACUAACUGUGUCAGUUUAUGCCAUUUGGAAGGAAAGAAAUCAAAGAAUUUUUCGGCAAGAAUCUCAAGACCUUGUUUCUGUGUUUCGAAGAGUGAAGAUUCUGAUUCUAUCAAAAGUCCUAAAUGAUGAUAUCCCUGCUCACAUAAAAGACAGAAUUGUGAAAAUGUAA
Messenger RNA from Asparagus officinalis (garden asparagus), 639 nucleotides. RefSeq lists its product as uncharacterized. The transcript has a single exon. The record is from RefSeq and is a predicted model, not a curated record. NCBI's taxonomy places the organism in Eukaryota, Viridiplantae, Streptophyta, Magnoliopsida, Asparagales, Asparagaceae. The coding region runs from base 1 to 639 and encodes 212 amino acids.